CAGUUAGAGAAAAUACCUACACCUACAAAGGGUGUAACCAUAUCUUUACCUGAGAUUUAUUACAAGAAUAUGCUCCCAAAUGAAACCUUAACAGAAGUCAACAUAGGAAUAGAUAUCAAGGAUAUACCGAAUGUAAACGAUCAUGAUUUCAGUGUCACUCUCAAUGGUUUCUUUCUUGUCAGGUGGACGGAUACAAGACUCAUCUUACAUGAUGUUAAGUUCGGAAAUGAUGGCGAUGAGUUAAUCCCAGUAGAUGUGUCGAUGAUUGACAAAAUUUGGGUGCCAGACAUUGAAAUUCUCAACCUUAAGGAAUUUGAAACCUUGGCCGUCUUGAAAAAACUAGAAGGUCUAUGGUUAAACAGAAAACUUGAGUUGGUAUACGCAGUAGCGUGUAGGAUAACGUGGAUUUGUCCGAUGUCUUUCGAUAAUUUUCCCCUUGAUGUUCAGGUUUGUAAGUUUCAAGUUGGAUCCUUUAACUACGACAACACAAAUAUAGUUUUUAAAGAUGAGUUUGUCGCAGAUGCCGAGGCAAUCAGAUCAGUGUUGGACUACAGUAUUCUUAUAAAUGAAUUAAGUGAAGAAGAUAAACAUUCUGUAGUUUUAACAGGGAACUUUUCUGUGACUGGAUUUGAGCUGGUUCUUAAAAGAAAAAUGUCCCAUUAUAUCAUUACAUAUUAUUUUCCGGCAGGAAUGUUUGUUAUUGUAUCCUGGAUAAGUUUUCUUGUUCCUCCUGAGAGUGUUCCGGGAAGGAUGACGAUUCUUGUUACAGUUUUUCUUGUUCUUGUAAAUAUCUUUAACAGUAUAACCAACAAUAUCCCUAAAGCUGAAGGAUUGACAGCUAUUGAAGGAUUCAUCAUUGUCUGCAUUGUUUUUGUAUUUGGAGCUCUUAUUGAAUAUGCCGUCAUCCUUUUCCAAUCCAAGAUUAAGACUUGUACUCCACCAAACUUUAGAAAAAAGAAGAAUUUUAAAUCCGUCACAGAUGUCAAGAAUGCGUUCCAGAAGAUUGACGUAAACGGAGAUGGAAAACUAUCUAAACGAGAGAUGCUAGCUGGCGAUGAAUUCACCCAGGAGGAGAUUGAGACUAUAUUUGAGCUGGGAGAUGUCGACGGAGAUGGGGAAAUUGAGCUCGGAGAAUUUAUUGGAUUAAUGUGUCCCCCCGAAAAAGGUGGAAAUGAAGCGGCUCAGAUGAAAAUCAUUGAGCAAAAUAUGACAGCGAAGUAUAAAAGACGAGUCCAACGAUUGAAUUCAUGGUUUGAAGGAAUUGACCUCAAUGUCAAAUCUAAUGAAUCUGAUCUAGAGAAGAUCCGAACCGCCAGAUUGGAUUUAUUCUUUCUUGGCCUUUUCCCCAUUCUUUUCUUUAUCUUUAACUUCUUCUACUGGAUUGUUUUUCUUACCAGGGCUCAGUACAUCCUAUAGUAUCACCCUGCACAGUAGAGACUGUAGAUUAUUCCAGUGCACAUGU
This is a messenger RNA of Eurytemora carolleeae, 1462 nucleotides long. RefSeq names its product glycine receptor subunit alpha-3. Gene Ontology annotation, biological process: signal transduction; chemical synaptic transmission; nervous system process. Gene Ontology annotation, molecular function: extracellular ligand-gated monoatomic ion channel activity; neurotransmitter receptor activity; calcium ion binding. The transcript has 20 exons. NCBI's taxonomy places the organism in Eukaryota, Metazoa, Arthropoda, Copepoda, Calanoida, Temoridae. Gene Ontology annotation, cellular component: membrane; synapse; neuron projection. The record is from RefSeq and is a predicted model, not a curated record. The coding region runs from base 70 to 1416 and encodes 448 amino acids.